AUGGUGGCAGGCCCCCUCCGGGCAGCAGCAAGGACUGCCUCGAGAGUCACACCCAACUCUGCAGCCGGCUCGAGGUCGGCGGCUAGCCAAGUUAGAACUGUUGUCGGUGCAGCCACGACCGUGACUGCUCCAGAAGCUGCAGUCCCGCCGAUAUCAUCGCCCAGUCUCCCAAGCAAACCGCUGGCGACGCCGGAGGCAGCAUCCACCUGGCAGGAGGUUCGCGAUGGCGACACCACGCGGCGGGAGGCGUCGAGAAUCCUCCGGGAGGCUGUUGCCGCCACUGCACCGCGGAACGACUGGUCCAAGCAGGAGGUCGCGGCCAUCUACUACCACCCUCUACUAGACCUGGCCUUCCAGUCUGCCACUAUCCACCGCCGCUUCCACAACCCAGCCGAGGUCCAGCUCUGCACCCUCAUGAACAUCAAGACGGGCGGCUGCACCGAGGACUGCAGCUACUGCGCGCAGUCCACGCGGUACCAGUCCGGCACGGGUCUCGAGGCCAAGAAGGUCGAGUCCGUCGAGUCGGUGCUCGCCGCGGCGCGGGUCGCGCGCGACAGGGGCAGCACGCGGUUCUGCAUGGGCGCCGCGUGGCGGGACAUGCGCGGCCGCAAGAACGCGCUCAGGAACAUCAAGGCCAUGGUCGAGGGCGUGCGGGCGCUCGGGAUGGAGUCGUGCGUGACGCUGGGCAUGAUCGACGGCGAGCAGGCCCGGGAGCUGAAGGACGCGGGUUUGACGGCGUAUAACCACAACCUCGACACGAGCCGCGAGUUCUACCCGUCCAUCAUCUCGACGCGGGGCUACGACGAGCGGCUCCGGACUCUGGGCCACGUGCGCGACGCCGGGAUCAACGUCUGCUCCGGGGGCAUCCUUGGGCUCGGGGAGACCGCGGCGGACCGGAUCGGCCUGCUGCAUACGGCGGCGACGCUGCCGGCGCACCCGGAGAGCUUCCCCGUCAACGCGCUGGUGCCGAUAAAGGGCACACCGCUCGGGGACCGGCCGCCGCUGGACUUCACGACGAUGCUGCGGACGAUCGCGGCCGCGCGGGUCGUCAUGCCCACGACCAUCAUCCGCAUCGCGGCCGGGCGCAAGACGAUGACGGAGGAGCAGCAGGCGCUGUGCUUCAUGGCCGGGGCGAACGCUAUCUUUACGGGCGAGAAGAUGCUGACGACGGACUGCAAUGGCUGGGAUGAGGACAGUGUCUUGUUUGGACGAUGGGGGCUGGAGCCGAUGAGGAGUUUCCAGAAGUCGCUCGUGCCUGGGGCUCAGUAG
This is a messenger RNA of Microdochium trichocladiopsis, 1269 nucleotides long. RefSeq lists its product as uncharacterized. Bases 1 to 1269 code for a protein of 422 amino acids. Gene Ontology annotation, molecular function: biotin synthase activity; 2 iron, 2 sulfur cluster binding. Gene Ontology annotation, biological process: biotin biosynthetic process. The record is from RefSeq and is a predicted model, not a curated record. Gene Ontology annotation, cellular component: mitochondrion. Lineage: Eukaryota; Fungi; Ascomycota; Sordariomycetes; Xylariales; Microdochiaceae. The transcript is spliced from 2 exons.